Salvelinus namaycush (lake trout) is the source of this 1221-nucleotide messenger RNA. RefSeq lists its product as uncharacterized. The record is from RefSeq and is a predicted model, not a curated record. Lineage: Eukaryota; Metazoa; Chordata; Actinopteri; Salmoniformes; Salmonidae. Bases 1 to 1221 code for a protein of 406 amino acids. The transcript has 7 exons.
AUGACCAAAUGCCUGAAAGAUGCAAAGAACAAACAUCAUCUCUCAGGUGCUUUGGAUGGCCGUCGUUGGCGUUUUCUAAAUGUGGGACUUGAUGACUUCAGAGAUGGGUAUCCUAGUGCUGGAACAGCGGUUCUCUCUCAGGCCCAGAGGGGCAUGUCCCCUUCCAUUUUUGGGAUGCCAAGUCCUACAUCUCUCUCUGAUAAAACACAAUGGAAGCGCUUCUCGAAAGAGCAGGCUUGCUUCUCUAAGAAGAACCCUCAGCAGCAGGCACACCGGGAGCAUGUGGCUGCAGUGGAGCACAAACUCAAACAGCAUCCUCUGGCUCUGUACCCACAUUUAGAGCAUGGCAUGCCCCCAGAGUUGUUUGAUCAGGUGAUAUGUGUCCUGGACCCGGAUAUGUGUGUGAACAGAGCUUCUGCAGUGACUUCACCAGAAAAAGAGGAGCAGGCGGACGACUGCACUGAGCCGUGGGAAACCAUCAUGCGUGAAUCGGAGUCAGAGGAGGAAGUGAGAGAGGGACCACCUGUCAGUGCAAUAAUGACUGACGAUUUAUGUGCAAAGAACCCUUACAAAGGGCUGCAAAGAAAGCAGAGCAGUGCCAAGGAAGACCAGAUAGUAAACGUCAAACGACUGCGCUCCCCAUCUCAAGACGAGGACAUCAAGAAAGUCACUAAGCUUUUCUGUGACUGGGUCGCCUCAUUGGGAGGAGAGAAGAACAACCUGACUGAAUCCACCCUACAGGGCCUGUUUGUCAGUGGGUAUGAGAAGAAGCCGUCCCUGACCUUCCCUAUCCAGGUGGUUGAGCCUAAGAACGUGCCAGAGGACCUACGUAACUCUGUGGAGGAUCUGCGCAGAGCCCACACCUGUGAAGACCCCUUAAAGGACUCAGAACCAUACAAGAGCAAACCAGGAACUAAAAGGCCCAAAUAUGGAGCAUGGUACCUGGAUACUAAAACAUGGAAGAAAAGAGAUGCUGAUGAACCAUUAAGAGACCCCAAUGUCAUCCCUGAGGACUUUGAGUUUCCUGCACAACCAAGUGAAAUGGAUGAUGAACUGAAACAGAUGCAUGGGACUCAAGCGUUCAAGCAGUUCAUCAUCAGCAAAGGGCUGAGGGUGCCUAGGUUUCUGAGUACUCUCUUUGAAGAAGAGGAGGGAGACAACCGAUCAAGGCCAGAUGGAGCAGGCUCUGCUUCAACACGGAAGGGGACCGUGGUACUUUAG